UCCAACUUGAUUUCCUACCAACAUGAACCGCGAAGAUAAACCUCUCUUGCACCUCGAUAAUAGUGGCGCCGGUCCACUACGAGUUCCCGGUUUCGACGGGAUCCCCCUGGAGUAUGAGCUCGAUAUCGGCCAACGCUUCACGCACGCGGCACGCGAGGACUACAAGAGGAAACCUCUCAGGCUCACUGCCCCCGAAAUCCAGAUGUUGCGUCUCAUGGAGCGAAUCACGGAUAUCAAAGACUGGGAACAGGAUGUCUUUGACGAGCAGACUCUCGCUAAAUGGCGGGCACAGGCAUCCGGUUACGCGGAUCUGGAUUCGGAGACGGAUCAAGAUGUCGACAUGGACCUGGUUACUGCCCGAGCAUGGCUCUGGUGCGUUGCAGAGCUACAAGAUAAGGCAAAAGACUUGCGGGACACCGGCCACGUUGUUGUCCUCAAUGCAGACUCCGGCGUAUGCAAAGCCGAUCGAGUUGUGCCGGAGGUCGUCAGGUGUCAACUCCAAGACGCAUUCAGUCACCUGCCCCAGAGUGGCAUUCACGAUCCAGUGGACCCGUCGCUUUACAUGCUUAUCUAUGGCCGGACCACCGUUUUCAGUCAGGAUGCUCGGGUCCCUCACGCAGACGGCGCGAUCUCGUAUCCCCCUUCCACAAGUCCGGGCCAGACGGCACCUGCGCUCGUUCAUCCCCUGAGAAAGAUUGCCCCAUUUCCCAUAGGGCUCCGCCAUCCUUCCGAACGAUAUAAAUACCAACAGGUUUCAAGUUGCUUUCAAUGGCUACCUUGCGAGGUUGAGUUUGUUGAGUCUUCGGGGACCGCAGUCCGGAUCACGUCGUAUAUCAAUAACCUCCACUCAAGCAAUACCCAAGCGUAUGCUGCUAUCGAGCAGCUCAUUUCCCGGGCUAUAAGGCCUUGGAAUGACAUUCUAGUAAAAGGCCUCCAAGGUCGCAUGCCUCGGCGCAUCUAUACAUGGGGUGUCACAGACGAUGAAGAAGAGCCUCCAAUGGAUGGAUGGCCCCCGGAGGACGUGCUCCCAUAUAAGUGGAGUGAAGACAUCACUCGACGCUCCUGGACCCCCCGGGAAUGGGAGAAUCAUUGUGUCAAGGUGAAAGACUAUCUACAGCUACCGGAGGUGAAUCCGAAAUAUCGAGUUUUCGAACCCGAGCCCAACGAUCCACCUCGAUCCGCAGACCUUCUGGCUCUAAUGACGCCAGAAAUGUGGGCGUCCCCUAAAAGCGUCAAAGACAUCAUAAUGGCUAAGUGGAGGCGACUCCAACGCUUUUCCUACCCCGAACCGGGAGUCUCCUAUUCGUACGAAGACUGGAAAAUGGGCAAGACCGCGAACCCAAUCCUCGGCCCGUAUGAGUGUGAAAGUGAGUAUGAACUGCCUCGAGAUCACGAAUACUACUCGGUGUCGCUAGAAGACCAGUUCCGGCAACAGGGUCUGCAGGUCAUUGUCCGGGUCUUCAGCAUCGAUCUGACGGUGGAGGCGCCCCAUUAUCCCGGAGAUCCGGAAUUCCACGUGGAUGGCAUGCUCAAUGAACACAUUGUCGCCACCGCUCUUUUCUGUUAUAGCUCGGAGAAUAUCACCGAGUCCCGCAUCUCGUACCAACAGGAUGAUGCCAUGGACAUCUUCGGCCAUCAACAGGACCCCUUUUGCAUCUACAAACUUUACGGGCUGCCGCCGUCCCCAGGAAUUGGCUUAGAGCCAGGUGUUUUCAGGCUUCAAACCCUAGGGUCCGUCGCCGUCACUACCGGUCGCUUUCUCAGUUGGUCGAAUACCUUGCGAUACAAAAAACAUCCAUUCUCCCUGCUUGAUCCCAGUCGCCCGGGACAUCAGCGAUGUGUCGUCUUGUGGCUGGUUGAUCCCCACUAUCGGAUUUGCUCGACCCGAAAUGUGCCCCCUCAGCAGCAUGAUUGGUGGCGCAAUGCGGUGUUGACGAAUGCAACCAUGUUAUCCGCCCUUCCCAGAGAGCUGGUGGAUAUGAUCAUGACGGAAACCGGGUCCUGGCCAAUGCAUCUUUCCGAAGCCUUGCAGUACAAACGAAGAUCAGAUGAAGAGAGAGAGGAGGCCCAUCAAGCCCAGGUCGAGGGGUUCAAUAAAUACAUGUUGUGGUAUCAUUUGGAAUUCUGUUGAGCGGGAGUGUGCACACCUAUCUGGCUCGAUGGUAUCCUAGCUCAUCAUAUCUUGCCUGUUGGAUGAGAGUACGCUACAUAAUCUGGGGGGGCCAGGGCGGGUCAUAUAUGAC
Molecule: messenger RNA, 2243 nt
Organism: Aspergillus ibericus CBS 121593
Lineage: Eukaryota; Fungi; Ascomycota; Eurotiomycetes; Eurotiales; Aspergillaceae
Product: DUF4246 domain-containing protein
Exons: 1
Coding region: 23-2131 (702 amino acids)
Source: RefSeq, a predicted model, not a curated record